This is a messenger RNA of Trichogramma pretiosum, 2822 nucleotides long. RefSeq lists its product as uncharacterized. The record is from RefSeq and is a predicted model, not a curated record. Lineage: Eukaryota; Metazoa; Arthropoda; Insecta; Hymenoptera; Trichogrammatidae. The coding region runs from base 347 to 2164 and encodes 605 amino acids. The transcript is spliced from 11 exons.
GAAAGAGAGUGCCUGACAUUGAGCGGCGAAGUGUAAUCGCGCGCGUACAGAAGCAAUGAAAUCGUCUCCUGCCUGUGUGAUCGUUUAACGUUGUGUGCGGUGCGUGUGUGCGUGAGCGCGCUCGACUUGUCAACAAUAUUAUAAUAAUAAACGCGUACGACGAUCGCCGAAAAUUUCUUCACAACAACGUCGUGCUCCCAUGAUUCUCCGAGACCGGUGUAACAGUUGGGCGAUGUGCGGUGGUGCUCAUUGGACGCUCAACGGCUACACGUGACGGGCGACCGAAAUUUUUCAUAACUCUCCCUCGCUGUCUCGAGAAGUAACAAAGUCGAAAAGAAAAAAGAAAAUGUCGCCGAUAAGCGUGAUUUUUACGCUCUUGUGCCUCUAUCACGGCCUGCCCACCGCUUAUUCUUGUAAUUAUCGCUAUGAUUACAACUGUGCCAACCACACCACAGAAGUGAAGCCUUGCUCGAGGCAUCAUCUACCAGCAGCCAGUGAGGUCACAUUCAGCAUCAUCGAGGACCACGACAGGAGUAAUCACUCCAGUAUCGUCGUGGUGGAAUUUCCUACUCCCAGUGAAAACUGCGAGCUUGAAGUACAACUGUACGUUGCCCCUGGAAUAAAUGACGAGGAGGCUUGCAUGGAUUAUACUUUCAGCAUGAGAGAUUCUCAUCCACAUACAAGUUCAAAGUAUAUUUGUCCUGAAAACAAGCAGCGUCCAAGUACUAACUCAUCUUGUGUGAGAGAAAAUGCUGAAGUCUGGUACAAUCACGUGUACACAGGGUGUUAUUCAUUUGUUUUCAUAGCUGAUAAGAGUUAUUACGAGUUUCGAAAAAAGGCAUUUUUAGAAACGACUUACAAAAAGACUGAAGUUGUCACUCCUAUGGUUAGCUGCAACGUUCAAUCGACAUUCAAUGAAACUCACAAAGAAUUUGAGAUUGCUGAGGUAACUGCAACCAUUUCUUUGGUAUUUGGAUCACCUUUUGCAAAGCUAGCUGUUGUCAGAGCUGAGGACAAUAGCACAUGCAGAGGAGAUACUAUAGUACAAGAGAUCCAUGACUUGCUCCCAGUGCCAUUUGAAAUGGACCAAUCAUGCAGCAUGGAAACGCGUUCGAUGCUUGAGAACGGCACGAGAUUUCAGAAUCUUUACUGCAGGUUUCCAGUUGGGAACAAUCCUGUAGAUUCUAACUACUGCUUCUACAUGACACUCCACGAUGCUCGUUGCAGCGUCAACACCAUUUGGCGACCACCGGGUGACCCUAUGUACCCAUGCAACUGGUCCCUAAAGUGCAGCAGAGGAGGCGACAGAGACAUCAAAAACACCACGGCUACUUUGCGCAUACCCCCCAAAGACAACAGCUUUUGGAGCCGAUUCGCAGAGACCCUCCACAUGAAGUUUCCAUUUGAGAAUAACAAAACAAUGUCCUCGAACAACGUCAAUUUCGAGAAGACCCCGCCACCGCCUCGCGCCAAGUUUUACUUCGCCACUGUAGUCGUGCUGGCGCUCAUCGGAUCGUUCACGAUCUGCUGCCUCCUGGUCGCCGCCGUGUACUUUCUCUAUCGACGCUAUUCAUUGAGAAAGUGCCACCGCGCCGACGACGAGGCUCCGGCGUCUCCCGCAGCCGACGGCGACAACGUGGAAAUGCAACCGCUUGGUCAGGAACAGGCGGCCGACCGCAGAGACAUCAUGCUGAUGUACGUCAAGGACGAUCAGCAAUUCAUGGGGGAGAUGACGAAUCUGCAGAGGCAGCUCCAAGGUCGCACCGGAGCCAGUGUUUACUCUUGGUGGACGCCGAGCGUCUUUCAGAACGUCUCCGCCGAGGGAGCUUACGAGUGGGCCACCGCGAGAAUCUCGCGAGGAUGCCGAGUCGUAUGGUUCGACACGAAGAAGGCGCGCGAACUUCUGACCUCGGUCGUGGAGGGUACUCCGGUGUACGCGGAUCAUCGAGACGAGAACUUCAACAGGGUUCUUCAGCACGUCGUACGUACCAAGGAUCCCAAUACCGAGUAUCACGUUCAUCACGUUGCCAGAUUCACGAAACCAGCGUAUGCUGUGCCAGAUACUAACGAUAUCAAUGAUCCCUUCUCGGAGAUAGCUGUAAAUACCAGGUACAUACUGCCCCAAGGAAUGGAAAACCUCGUUAAAAGUUUGCGUUCGGAAUAGACAUUACCAGUCGAUCGAACAUUUGUACAUAUUCCCAACCCAAGUAAGACAGAACGGAAUUUUCCGGAUAAUAAAAAAAAAAAACAGAUCUUGAAGCUCAACUGUGAAUAUUAUAGACAAUCAUCGCAUUGCUUGCGAUUAUAUUUUUUGCAUUAAUGUUAAAUUGUAGCCAUAUACUUAUUUUGUAAACAAAAGUUGUUAGAGUAUAUAUUUUUUUCGUGCUCUAUCUAGUCAAAAAAUUGCUACAUCAAUUUUAAUUAAGAAUGACCUGAUAUGAUUGUCACUUUGUAAUAUAAAUUCGAGAGAGACACGAAUAAUUUUGUGUGCCUUGAAGUGAAAGAAAAAUAUCAAAAAUCACAUAUUUGUUAACUUUGAUUUCGCCUCAAGUUAAAAUUUCGCAUAUGUAUUUUUGAUAUUCUUAAUUAAGCCUCUCGAAUAACGUGAUAUUAUGUACUAUAAGUUUUAUAAGUGAAUUUGUUUGAAAAUUUCAAGUUUUAUGUGAAACAUUCAAACAAAUCUAAGCAAAUGUUUAUUUCAUAAGAGAUGAAUUUAUGGUAUUUACAAAGAAACUUUUUUAUUUAAUAAAAAUAUGUUGAUACGCUUAUAAAUGGUGACAUUUAAGCAAUUGUAAUAAAAAAAGGAAUACACUGAACAUGAA